Molecule: messenger RNA, 684 nt
Organism: Gavia stellata (red-throated loon)
Lineage: Eukaryota; Metazoa; Chordata; Aves; Gaviiformes; Gaviidae
Gene: TMDD1
Product: transmembrane and death domain 1
Exons: 1
Coding region: 1-684 (227 amino acids)
Biological process (GO): signal transduction
Molecular function (GO): protein binding
Source: RefSeq, a predicted model, not a curated record
AUGCUGGCGCUGGUGGGACUCAUCCUGCUCUUGCUGGCGGUGGGCGGCCAGUGCGAGGACACGGUGGCGGCUAACGUGGGCCGUCACACCAUGAGCCGCAUCGCCGAGCUGCUGUCGCCCUCCGAGUGCCGCCAGCUCCAGGGGCGGCUGGCGGGGCCCGACGGGGACCUGGGGGAGCGGGAGCUGGAGCGGCUUUCUGAGGAGAACAACCCCAUCCGUCCCCGCCGCCGGCGGGACCUCCGCGGCCCCACAGGAUGCUCGGAGGCCCUGCGGGACUGGCUGGGGACGGCAGGAGAGGUGACAACCUGGGACCGGCUGGCCCGUGGCCUCCGCCAGAUUGGGCGCCUCGACAUCGCCCGGGAGCUGGGGAAAAACCUGAACCAGGACAGGAGCCUGGAGCUGCGGAGGAACGUGGAGGAGUACAGCCGCACCGUGCGGCACCUCACCUCCUCCCUGCUGCUGGAGGGCGAGCGGCACGGUGGGGUGCGAGGCAGGAGGGCCCCGGCCGGGGACCUGGGGGACCUGCGCUUCGAGAGGCGGCUGCCCCCCCCGUACACCCGCAGCCUCCUGGGCUGGGUCGGCCCCGUGGUCUCGGGCGUCCUCGGGGGCUUCCUCGCCUCCACCCUCUUCGCCGCGGCCGCCGUGUUCUCCUGCCGCUGGACGCUGGGCUUGGACGCCACCUGA